CGGCAGCGAUCAGACCUGACCACUUUGGCGCUGCGCUCCUGUGCGCACGGUGCGGACCCAGCGGUACCAGGGCUCACGAACCGAGCGGCAACGACCGUAAACAGACGACCCAGCUUCACAAACUGCAAGUGGGCUCCGUCUCUCCGCGUCUCAGCCCUGAUCAGUAGACAUGGUGGACACCCAGCAGCUCCUCGCGUGGCCCGUCGGUUUCAGCCUGAGCACGGUGGACCUGCCGGAGCUGGACGACAGCUCCCACUCCCUGGACAUGAAGCAUUUGUCCACGUUGGACUACGCCUCCAUUUCCUCCUCAUCCAUCCCGUCCUCUCUGUCCUCACCGUCCCUCGUGUCCUCCAUGUCUUCGGCUGCUUUGGCCUACGACCUCAGCCCCCCGCAGAGCGAGGAACACCUGACCAACAUGGACUACACCAACAUGCACAGCUACAGGACGGAGCUGGACACGCACAAUUCAAUCAAGCUGGAGCCGGAGUCGCCUCCUCUGUACUCUGACAGCCCCGUGUUCUCCAAGCUUCAGGACGACACGUCAUCAGCGGCGCUGAACAUCGAGUGUCGAGUGUGUGGGGACAAAGCCUCCGGGUUUCACUAUGGCGUCCACGCCUGUGAGGGCUGUAAGGGUUUCUUCAGACGCACAAUCAGGUUAAAGUUGGUGUACGAUCACUGCGACCUUCACUGUCGGAUUCACAAAAAGUCCCGCAACAAAUGCCAAUACUGUCGUUUCCAGAAGUGCCUCAACGUUGGCAUGUCGCACAACGCCAUUCGUUUUGGCCGGAUGCCCCAGGCGGAGAAGGAGAAGCUGCUGGCCGAGUUCUCCUCCGACAUGGAGCACAUGCACCCGGAGGCGGCCGAUCUGAGGGCUCUGGCGCGGCAUCUGUACGAGGCCUAUCUGAAGAACUUCCCCCUCACCAAGGCCAAGGCCAGGGCCAUCCUGUCUGGGAAGACCGGAGACAACGUGCCUUUUGUCAUCCAUGACAUGAAGUCUCUGGUGGAAGGAGAGCAGUUCAUCAACUGCAGGCAGAUACCUCUACAGGAGCACCAGCUGCAGACCUCCAGCAUCGUGGACGCACACGCAGUCCACCUCCAGCACGCCUCUCACGCGGUUUCAGGGAUCACAGCGGUCCACUCAGGGUCCGACUACGGCGUUCUGGGGAUGACCAGCCUCAGCGGACAGGAACCGGCCAACGCCGUGGAGCUGCGCUUCUUCCACAGCUGUCAGUCACGCUCAGCGGAGGCGGUGAGAGAAGUGACGGAGUUUGCCAAGAGCAUCCCAGGAUUCAUCAACCUGGAUCUCAACGACCAGGUCACUCUGCUGAAGUACGGCGUGAUCGAGGUCCUGAUCAUCAUGAUGGCGCCGCUGAUGAACAAAGACGGGACCCUGAUCUCCUACGGACAGAUUUUCAUGACGCGAGAGUUCCUCAAGAGUCUCAGGAAACCUUUUGGUCAGAUGAUGGAGCCAAAGUUUGACUUUUCUGUCAAGUUCAACAUGCUGGAGCUGGACGACAGCGACAUGGCGCUGUUCCUGGCCGUCAUCAUCCUCAGUGGAGACCGCCCAGGGCUGCUGAACGUGAAGCCCAUCGAGCAGCUCCAGGAGACGGUGCUCCACUCGCUGGAGCUGCAGCUGAAGCUCAACCACCCGGACACUCUGCAGCUGUUUGCCAAGCUGCUGCAGAAGAUGACGGACCUGCGUCAGAUCGUCACCGACCACGUCCAAUUCAUCCAGCUGCUGAAGAAGUCCGAGGUGGACAUGUGCUUACACCCGCUGCUGCAGGAGAUCAUGAAGGACUUGUAUUAGAAGGCUUUGGGGAGCAGAGGACGAGAGCAGGAAGAGCAAAGAAAAAAGAAAAGACAGAGAAAAUGAAGGUUUUCUUUUUGAAACCAUGAGUUGAUAUGAAGCUCUGUGCUGCUUGUGAGGUGAAAACAAAAGACGUGGCCAGACGGGCUGGCUGACUGAAAUAGAGAAAGAGAUGGGGAGGAACAGGAAAAGAGAAAUCAGGGAAAUCAGAAGUAGAGAAUGUGAGUGUUCGAUCUUGUCUAGACAGCCUGCAUGUGAAUAAGUUGUGGUGCACAGUCAUUCAGCCACUGCUGAGCCGGACGUUCUGCUCUGAGUCGGCUGCCAACCUAAAUACGAAACUACCACCUAUCGCAGCGACCCAGAGGAGGUCUGACUAACUGACAGAACGUUCAGCACAGCCGGCUUCAGUGCCUUCAGGAGAAACGUAUUACUGUGAAUAUUCUGGCACAGCGAGUGUUGUUGAUGUGCAGCUUAUCUAUACGUGGCGUUACAGCCGUGGCAGCAGCGUGUAGCUGCUUCAGUAGCGCCGCGACAUGCACGAUGGCAUGAGCGCUGACACACUGAAACAGGGUGAAGGUGCUAUCUCUUCUUUAAUCAGCUUUAUCCAAAAACAGAAAUCCGAUUAUUGCCUGUAACAUAUUUUAGACACAUGCAGAAACUGUGAGAAGGUGCAGAGCCAGCAGAAGCUCACCACCACUGACCUGUAAAUGCCCUCCUGUGCCUUUGAGAUUUGUUGUCGAGCUUCUCUUUGUGGAACGAAUGCCGUUUUAAAGACAUCCUGUUUGAUAUAUUUUCACUUGUAUUGUUGUUUUUGUGUGUGUUUGCUGAAGAUGCCAGAAGCAGUUGGCUGCUCGGCUUUAGCUUUAUUUCAAAUUCUGAAAACCUGGUUGAGUGAUGAUUGUUGCUAUGAAAUGAUUGUAUCUGUGGACAGGUCUGAUCCGUCUGAUCCGUCAGGGAGGAGGUGCUGAGCAGACCCACUGGACACUGUUGAGGGAAAAGAAGAAGAAAUUUGUUGUAAAUAAAAUAUUUUCUAACUUUUUA
This is a messenger RNA of Stegastes partitus (bicolor damselfish), 2848 nucleotides long. RefSeq names its product peroxisome proliferator-activated receptor gamma (gene pparg). Gene Ontology annotation, cellular component: nucleus. Lineage: Eukaryota; Metazoa; Chordata; Actinopteri; Pomacentridae. Gene Ontology annotation, molecular function: DNA-binding transcription repressor activity, RNA polymerase II-specific; zinc ion binding; RNA polymerase II cis-regulatory region sequence-specific DNA binding. The transcript has 9 exons. Bases 170 to 1807 code for a protein of 545 amino acids. Gene Ontology annotation, biological process: hormone-mediated signaling pathway; negative regulation of cholesterol storage; positive regulation of fatty acid metabolic process. The record is from RefSeq and is a predicted model, not a curated record.